Molecule: messenger RNA, 1292 nt
Organism: Phoenix dactylifera (date palm)
Lineage: Eukaryota; Viridiplantae; Streptophyta; Magnoliopsida; Arecales; Arecaceae
Gene: KNAT6
Product: homeobox protein knotted-1-like 6
Biological process (GO): regulation of DNA-templated transcription
Cellular component (GO): nucleus
Molecular function (GO): DNA binding; DNA-binding transcription factor activity, RNA polymerase II-specific
Source: RefSeq, a predicted model, not a curated record
ACAUCAAGGAAGAAAGGCGUCGGCUCUUCCAUCUUCUUUUCUUUAUUUUAUCACUCUGGUGCGAAAAAUGCAAACCGCUCCCGUUCUGUCUCCCUCCUUCUUCUUUCCCUUUUCUUUUUAUCCAUAAAUAAACCAAAUUCCGAAAAUAUCUAAAUCGCGGUCGCUUCGAUCACGAUCUCUCGGGCGGCGUCGAUGGAGGAAAUGUAUGGGAUGCACUUCGUGGCGGCGGCGGGAGGCGGGCUGGUGUCGGCGGAGGAGCUUCAGUGCUUGCUGGCGGCCGCCGGGGACAGGGCGCCGCCGGCGAUCGCGGAGGAAGGAGGGCAGGAGAUGGCGGGGGACAUGAAGGCGCGGAUCGCUUCCCACCCCCGUUAUCCCAAACUCCUCGAGGCCUAUAUAAGUUGCCAAAAGGUGGGAGCGCCUCCGGAAAUCGCGUCUCUCCUGGACGAGAUUCGGCGGGCGAACGACACCGCCAAGCGGAAUGCCGUCUCGAGCCUCCUCGGAGCCGAUCCCGAGCUCGACGAGUUCAUGGAGACGUUCUGCGACGUGUUGGUAAAGUACCGGUCGGACCUGUCCCGGCCGUUCGACCAGGCCAUCACCUUCCUCCACACCGUCGAGCGCCAGCUCUCCGACCUCGGCAAGCCUUCGACAAGCACCUCCCUGCCCUACGUCUCCGACGAGACUGCUGGAUCAUCGGAGGAGGAAUUCAAUGGAGGGGAAGUAGAGGUUCAGGAGUUACAGUCAAAAAGUGAAGAUAGAGAUCUCAAGGACAAGCUUCUUCGCAAAUACAGCGGUUAUCUAGGCAGCUUGAAGCGGGAGUUCUCAAAGAAGAAGAAGAAAGGAAAGCUACCAAAGGAGGCACGGCGGAAGCUGCUUGACUGGUGGGAAGCGCACUACAAAUGGCCAUACCCAACAGAAGCUGAUAAGAUUGCGCUGGCCGAAUCAACGGGACUGGACCCGAAGCAGAUAAAUAACUGGUUCAUAAAUCAGCGGAAGAGACACUGGAGACCGUCUGAGAACAUGCCGUUUGGUGUCAUGGAAAGCCUCCCUGCACCCUUCUAUGUGGAUGACUGAGGCCAUGUCGACUGAAAGAAAAACUGAGGUGCUUGACUCGCAACUCCACUAAUUUCUCGCCGGGGAUGAUGUCAAGGUGGCACCAUCCUCGAUGAUGUAAUUAAUGAUUCCCAAAGACAAUUAUAUAUUUGACGGGGACGUUGCAACUGCAUUGCAGGUUUGAUUAAGAUAUUAUAUAUUGAUCCCAACUGGCUUAAUCGCCCCUAUUUUUCAGUGUUUAA